This is a messenger RNA of Culex pipiens pallens (northern house mosquito), 1397 nucleotides long. RefSeq names its product innexin inx7 (gene Inx7). The record is from RefSeq and is a predicted model, not a curated record. NCBI's taxonomy places the organism in Eukaryota, Metazoa, Arthropoda, Insecta, Diptera, Culicidae. Gene Ontology annotation, cellular component: plasma membrane; gap junction. The transcript is spliced from 4 exons. Gene Ontology annotation, biological process: phototransduction. The coding region runs from base 96 to 1361 and encodes 421 amino acids. Gene Ontology annotation, molecular function: gap junction channel activity.
UUCACUCGAAUAGGUGUGAUGUUCUUCGAUGCAUUCCAGCACUAGUGCCGAGGUGCAAUCCGCUGCAAUCGAAAGUUACGUUUUAGUCGUUCAAAAUGUUGAACACAUUCUCCGUCCUUUCGCCGCACUUAAAGUUUAAGAACAAGUUUGUUUCGAUUAACAAUCUUGCGUUUAAAUUUCACUAUCGCGUCACGUUUACGAUUUUGCUGGUUUGUACACUGCUCGUCACCUCAAGACAAUACAUUGGAGAGCACAUCCGAUGCAUCACCGGAGGUUCGAUUCCGGAGCACGUAAUCAACACGUUUUGCUUCUUCACGACCACCUUCACGGUGGUAAACCACUUCAAUGAAACUGCUUUGCAAGAGCAAUCCAUUCCACAUCCAGGGGUCGGACAUAUGAACCCGGAGGACACCGUGAAGCACCAUGCGUACUACCAGUGGGUCCCGUUCAUACUGUUUCUACAGGCCAUCAUGUUCUACGCGCCUCAUUACGUCUGGAGAACCAUGGAAGGGGGAAAGAUUAAAAACCUCGUGGACGGCUUACGAAUGGUCGAGAUUUCCAGAUAUUACAACGAGGACAAAAAUAUCACCUUUCCUUCAAAGUACACCCUUUAUUCCCGCUCGGAACUGGACCGGAAAAUCGGCAUCGUUCAAGGCGCCUUUCGCAAACAUUUGCGGAUCAACCACAUGUGGGCUUCGAAGCACGUGUUUUGCGAGACCCUUAAUCUGGUCAACGUGCUGGCGCAAGUCUACUUCACCAACUACUUCCUCGGUGGACGAUUCUACCACCUGGGGUUCGACUUUCUCGAGGAAGACUUCACCGGUACGAUGGACGUUCUGGACACGGUCUUCCCCAAGGUGACCAAGUGUCACUUCCACAAAUACGGACCCUCGGGAACGAUCCAAAAGCACGAUGCCCUCUGCGUUAUGGCUCUGAACGUGAUCAACGAGAAGAUAUUCACGUUUCUUUGGUUUUGGUACGCAAUUCUGAUCGCAAUAUCAAUCCUCGCCCUGCUAUGGCGAUUGAUCACGUUUUAUUUGCAUGGAAGAUCAACGAAAUUCAACGAACUGGUGUUUUCGUUCGCGUGGCCUGGCACCCUCGAUUUUCACGGAAUUCGUGCAAUCACGACAAACUUCUCCUUCUCCGAUUGGCUCUUUCUGUACUACUUGGCGCGCAACAUGGAUCGGCAAAUUUUCGUUGCGCUGUUCAGGGGGAUCGUAAGCGGCACGACGACGGAGCUGGAUUCGCCCAAAUCGAUCCAGUCCGACGAGGAGGAGGACUUUGCCGCGAAGAGCACCCCGGCUGCGUCCCAGCUGCUGGUGGUGGAGGUGCCGGAAAAUGGCGAGGAUAAAAUGGGGUGAAGUGGCAGGUGGGAAUAAUUGAAUAAGUGAAUAGUU